Molecule: messenger RNA, 393 nt
Organism: Entamoeba invadens IP1
Lineage: Eukaryota; Evosea; Mastigamoebida; Endamoebidae
Exons: 1
Coding region: 1-393 (130 amino acids)
Source: RefSeq, a predicted model, not a curated record
AUGACUUACCAACAACAACCACAAUACGCCCAAUACAUCCAACCAAUAAUUCAAACGCCUCCACAGUACCAACAAGCGCCAGUCCAGCCGAUACAGCUCAUUCCCCAAUCUGAAAUAAUCGUGCCAUCAUAUCAAUCAGAACAAAAAGUGAACGUGACAAAUCAAAACGACUCGAUGAUGUCUGCUAUCUUAUUUGGAUUUGGAUUUUUACUCUGCUGUUUGUGGCUCGUCGACUAUUGUAAAUAUAGAAAUUCCAAGGACGUUCAAGCAAGAUCGAUUGCUUUGGUCUCUUUCGUGUUCUUCAUUAUCUCAACAGUGUUCACAAUUUUCGUCGUUGGCUACUUAAUUUCCUGCGUCAUCGAAUUGGCCGUGAUAGUUAAUAAUCGCGAGUAA